This is a messenger RNA of Prorocentrum cordatum, 633 nucleotides long. NCBI's taxonomy places the organism in Eukaryota, Dinophyceae, Prorocentrales, Prorocentraceae. The record is from the annotation of a GenBank genome assembly.
GAGCGUCGGCGCUGCCGGAGCAAGGGCGUGCCCGCAGCCGCCGUGCCGAUCAGCGCCGCCUCGCGCUGGGGGGCGGGCCCCAGCGACCCGCGCAGCACGUUUGCGGCAUCGGAGUUCGAGGUGGCGUUGAGGACUUCGCCAUCGGAGGCUCAUCGCCGCCAGUGGCGCGGGCAGAGCUGGGCGGCGCCCGCCGCGAAGGCCGACUCCAGCGAGGAGGCGGUCAAGGCAGCAAUGCAGGAGGCUAGGCGUGCAGAGGUUGAGAGUCAGAUUGCAAAUGACGUUGCGACUCUCUUGGCCCAGGCGCAGCCCGAUGAUGGAGAAUGGCAGCGGCGUGCAGCAGCUGAGGCUUCAGGUGGCAUGUCCGAGCCCAAGGCGGAGGCCAGCGCCGAGGUUGAGUCCAUCAACUCGUCGGGGCACCCGUCCGAGGCCGAGGCUGGCGGCCCAGGCUCCUUCACCCCGCUCGCCAUCAAGGCGAGGACCAAGAGCCGUGCGUCUCCAAGCCCUUCUGAGAGCCAAUCGCCUCCGUCGAAGCGGGCAAGGAUCAUGGCGAAGACGGCCGCUGAGCAGUGCAGUCCGAUCUACACGCCGACGCCAGAGGCCGAGUACGACGCGCAGACGGUGGACCAGCCGAAG